AUGGCCCUGGCUGCUGAAUGGAGCAGUUACUCCAUGCACCGGAAAGGUCUACGCGUCUCAACCUUCCUCCGCGGUCACCAACGAAAUACUUAUUUUCUAUCCCUUCCAUACCGCUACGCUUUUCCGCUCAUUGCAUGCUCCGGCCUCCUCCACUGGCUCAUAUCACAGAGCCUUUAUGUCGUUGCCAUCCGGGAUUCAGCGACAUGUGAUUAUUCGCCCAUUGGAAUCAUCAGCAGUGUAUCAGUGGGUGUCUUUAUGCUGACCUGUCUUAUCGGGAUGGGUUGUCGACGGUUCAAAUCGGGAAUGCCGGUUGCUGGAAGUUGCAGUCUGGCUAUUGCUGCUGCAUGCCAUUCCUCGUAUGUGGAAAAGGACGAUGACAUUAGCGAUGGGGAUGACGAUUCAGAGAAGCUAGGAGCAGAGUAUCAACCGUUGAAGUGGGGAGUUGAAACUCUUAUCCCGGGAGAGAUUGAGGCUGAGAUUGGGCAUUGCACGUUUUCUAGUGGGGAGGUAGAAAUGCCGCAGAAUGGGACAGUCUAUCUAUGA
Molecule: messenger RNA, 543 nt
Organism: Aspergillus glaucus CBS 516.65
Lineage: Eukaryota; Fungi; Ascomycota; Eurotiomycetes; Eurotiales; Aspergillaceae
Exons: 2
Coding region: 1-543 (180 amino acids)
Source: RefSeq, a predicted model, not a curated record